This is a messenger RNA of Siniperca chuatsi (mandarin fish), 7063 nucleotides long. It is a transcript of the gene kcng2, whose product is annotated as potassium voltage-gated channel, subfamily G, member 2. The transcript has 4 exons. Gene Ontology annotation, molecular function: voltage-gated potassium channel activity. Lineage: Eukaryota; Metazoa; Chordata; Actinopteri; Centrarchiformes; Sinipercidae. The record is from RefSeq and is a predicted model, not a curated record. Gene Ontology annotation, cellular component: membrane; voltage-gated potassium channel complex. Bases 2250 to 3866 code for a protein of 538 amino acids. Gene Ontology annotation, biological process: protein homooligomerization; potassium ion transmembrane transport.
CACUGAUAAACUUUACAGACCAGAAAUCUAUUUAUAGGCAGAUUUUGGUGCCGGGUGAGGAAUAUGAUGAGGAGAUUCACAUGCCAAGAAAAAUGACAGUAUGAAGAAAUGCAUAACACACACACACACUCCCCCUGACGCUGUGAGAUUGUACUGAAGCAGUUCGUGGGUUUCCAGAGACACGGGGUGGCAGAGCGCAGCGCGGCGCAGCGCAGCGCAGCUCCGGACGCACCUGAACAGCCAGAGCGGCGCGACCGUCGGAGCUGAAAGCGCCUUUCACCUGCACCCGAGCCACGCACGCCGCAGCUCAGGUGGAGAGAGGACCCGUCUGACGGAGUCCUUGCUGAUGUGGAGUGACCCGUCCACCUCUAUGGCGUCUCCCGCGGUCCAAAUGAUUUCCUCGGGGCUCGCUAGACGUCGCGUUUAUAUUUUGAACGUUUAAACGGCGACUUUAAGAAAAACUCCGGCGCGACACGUGAGCGCCGGAGCAAAUUGCACUACGAUGUCCCGGAGCAUCUGCGUGGAAAACUUAGAGGCAUGCUGCAUAUUGAGGGGCGCGAACGCGCGAGCAAGCUGAUGGACACAAGCCCAACAACCCGCUGGCUGACUGAUCCUGCAGCCUUCAAACUUCCGGUGACAGUAAAUGCGUCCAGGCCGCAAACACCUUCCUCGAAAAUGGCCCGUCAGAUCUGCUGGGAGAUGUCUGCACGUCUUACAGAAAAGCACAUCCUCAGUUCGGCUCUGUUGUAACAAAGAAGAGCUGUCCAGACGGCUUUGAUGAGAAGCUUCUUGACUGUGCACGGAAACACCUUCAAAUGUGGCUGUGGAGGAGGUUCAUCAGUUGCACAUAAAGUGACAGCGGGGAUCGGUCGACCUCAUUGUGGGCUAAUAAGUCUGGAGGACUGGGCUGGGCAGACUCGGACUAACACAUUAAAGAACUUUGUGUAACCUGUGGUGUAGCAUUGGCGUUUCAUCGCCUGAAAAACUAGCUAGCUGGCUGAAAGGAGGAACAAUAGGAAGAAAUUACAGUCCAGGAACUUCCCACAACUUGUUUCAACAGUUCAUUUUUAAUCAGAAGACAAAUUCAGUGCAAGUAAGUCUGCAAUAAAUCAAGUUUUUAUUUGUUAGUAUUUAUUGUUACACAAUGUAUGCUCAAACUUGGCUGGCCCCCAGUGCCACCCAGGGCCCUUACUGACUUUGCACCUGGUCUGCAGUGUAUUCUGCUAAAGCAAAUCUCCCAGCUGAUUAAGAGUCCAGUUAAAAAAACAAACAAAAAGAUUUGAAUGCUUUUUCGAUGAGUAAAUGAAUGGGCUUUGGGGCAUGGAAAGUCCUGUCUACUUGGAUCAACCCAUUUAGCCCAUUUAUAAUUCAUAUUGUAGAAACCAGGCCAUGAUGUUUGCCAUCUUCGAUUACGGACAUUGUGAAUUGAAUCAAUAAUAAAGCAUCUCUUUAAUGAGACAAAUCCCAGCUGGUCAACAGAAUCAUCAGUUCCUGUGACUCAGAAUCUCAAAGGUGCUCUCCAUCUCUGCCUCUCAGACUGUUACGUAUGUGAUUAUGUUGUGAGAAGUACUCUUUCCAUGAUUAUUGCAGUUCAAGAGAGACGUUUUGCGUCACUCUAGAUUAUGAAACCAUUUUCUCUCUGAUUGCUGCGCUGCUUCUGCAGUCAAGAAACUUAAUUGUCCUCAUGUUUUUGAGUGCAGACUGUCACUGAUAAAAAGUCACUCUGAGGAGGACCAAUCAGGCUGAUUUAGCAGCAGGUCAGGUGAAAGGUCAGUGUCAUUUAAGAUCUCUGUGUGCCGAAAUAGACUUCUGCUGCAGGCCUUUUACAAAGAUGAAGAUUGAGUGGAUGUGGAAAGGCACACGUGUCUCAGGCUGCAGAUUUAUGCAAAGAGGCAUGCAAAUUAUAAUUGCAUGAGCAACUGGUGGUAAAAGAAGAAUGCAGAGAUCAAUUUCUUUAGGAAAGAGAGAAAGGUGACUCCAAUCCACUUUGGAAGUAUUUCUUAAAAGAAGCAUCUUUAACCUCCAGCUUUGUGGAAGGAAACAGAGAUUGGGGGAUGUUUUUAAUGGACUCUUUUGUUCUCACCCCGCCUAAUGAGGACGAGCGGGAUGUAAAGUACUUCACAAUCACAUGUAAUAGAGACAUGCUUUGUUGCUGAAUGGGUGAAAAACUCCCAGUCACCUCUCAUACCCUGUGAAGCCCCCCUCCCAUCGCAUUGUGCAGGACAGGGUCCCCCAGUAGAGUGGCAGUAAUGUACCAGGAGGUGGCCUUCCUGGCAGGCAGCACUGAGCACCAGUUCACCACCUUCCGCUUCAACCGUGUGGAGAACCCGCAGGAGGUCACCUCCAAAAAGGGUUUGUUCUACAAGCGAGCCCAGCUCCUGCUCCAGCCUCAGCCACGCCAACAGGAUGGAGAUGAGAUUGGCCUGGCUGAUGGGGCGGCCAUUAUCAACGUGGGGGGAAUCAAGUAUCGCAUCCCCUGGUCCACGCUGGAGGAGUUCCCUCUGACACGGCUGGGCAAGCUGCACAGCUGCAGCAACGAGGCCGAGAUCAUGGACGUGUGCGACGACUACGAUGGCAGCCGCAACGAGUAUUUCUUCGACCGAAGCCCGUCGGCUUUCCGCACAAUCGUCUCUUUCUUAGCGGCGGGGAAGCUGCGGCUGCUUAGGGAGAUGUGUGCCCUGUCCUUCCAGGAGGAGCUGCUGUACUGGGGGGUGGAGGAGAACAACCUGGACUGGUGCUGCCUCAGGAAGCUGCGGCUCAGGCAGGAGGAGUACAAGGAGCAGCAGAGGCUGGAGGAGGAGGAGGCAGAUCUCACCUCGCCGCAGUCCUGCGAGGAGAGCCAGCAGGCUCCCGGAGAGGGAGCACAGGAAGAGACCCGUUCUGGGGGCUGCAUGCGAAGACUUAGGGACAUGGUGGAGAACCCCCACUCCGGCCUGCCGGGGAAGAUCUUUGCCUGUCUGUCAGUGUUAUUUGUUGCCAUCACCGCUGUGACGCUGUGUGUCAGCACCAUGCCAGACCUCAGAGAGGAGGAGGAGAGGGGUGAGUGCUCCCAGAGGUGCUAUAACAUCUUUGUGCUGGAGACGGUGUGCGUUGCCUGGUUCUCCCUGGAGUUCAUGCUGCGCUUCAUUCAAACGCAGAGCAAGUGUAUGUUCCUGCGUACGCCUCUAAACGUCAUCGACGUGGUGGCCAUCCUUCCGUACUACAUCACCCUCAUUGUGGACUCUCUGUCAGUGGGAGGGAAACCUGCAGGCUCAGGGAACAACUACCUGGAGAAGGUGGGGUUAGUUCUGCGAGUCCUGCGAGCUCUACGGAUCUUUUACGUGAUGAGGUUGGCCCGCCAUUCCUUAGGUUUGCAGACACUUGGUCUGACAGUGAGGAGGUGUACGCGCGAAUUUGGCCUGUUGCUGCUGUUCCUUUGCGUGGCCAUGGCUCUUUUCUCCCCACUGGUGUUCCUAGCUGAGAGCGAGAUGGGCGCCAAGCAGGAGUUCACUAGUAUCCCUGGAAGCUACUGGUGGGCCGUCAUCUCCAUGACCACCGUCGGCUACGGAGACAUGGUGCCCAGAAGCAUCCCGGGCCAGGUGGUGGCGCUCAGCAGCAUCCUGAGCGGCAUCCUCCUCAUGGCCUUCCCCGUCACGUCCAUCUUUCACACCUUCUCUCGCUCCUACGUCGAGCUGAAGGAGGAACAGAUCCGGGCGCUGAGGCAGAAGCCGGACUCACAGGACAGCACCAAGUCCCAGAACAGCGAAGACUCUCAGGAGACGGACAGCUACCAUGGCAUCACAGAGGCCGCAGCCUCGUCCGUGCAGCGGAGGAGGUCCAUGGCUGUUCAGAGGGCUGCUGAGCUUAGAGUGUCCGUGCAAACUUAGUUGCUCUGUCUGUCUGUGUUCAAGUGGCAGCCUAGGAAGCCGUGACACCCAGCGCUGGGACUUCAAAGUUGACAAGCUGCAGGAUUGUGAGCAGAGAGAUUUUCUUCUCUGGAGCUUGAGGUCUCUGCUUUGAUCGUGUGAAGCGCUUGAGCACCAGAGUGUAUCUGUGUUUCUUAACUUUUACAGAGGAGCUGCAGGCUUCUGUUUUUCCUACAAAUGUGACUUCAAAAUAUGGGUAACAGUACAAUAUUCAUGAUUAAACAACUGAAGUCAAAUAAGAUUAAAAAAGUGACCGAGACAGUAGUCUGACUGACUGCGAUUCAGACUUGAGAUAAGUCUGUGCAAAAGGCAAUCUAAUAGCAAAACAUCACGUUAUUCAGAUCUCAGACUAAUAAUUAAUGUUCCUGUAGCUGCAUUUGAAAAAAUGCUGAGAUGUCAGACAUGUAGUUUAUUAUUGAUGUGAAAUAUCAUGUCCAUUUACUCUGUAUUGUAUUUGGCCAAACCAAAUAACUUAUUGUAACUGAGGCUCUGUUAUAUAAGGUUCACACAUGUGCAUGAGGUCGUCAGCACAUUUAUUUGCAAUGAAGCAGAGCUAAUUAAUCUCCAACAUAAUAACACAAAACUAAUUUAUCUGUCAAAGGUUGGGAAGGAUACCACUCUCAUAUCUGUACACUAAAUAUGAGCUACAGCCAGUAGACUUCUACCGUAGCUUAGCUUAGCAUAAACACUGGAAACGGGGGUAAACAGCUAGCCUGGCUCUGUCCGAAAGGUACAAAAAUAUGCUUACCAGAGCCUCUAAAGAUCCCUAAUUAACACGUUGGAUCUUGUUUGUUUAAUCUGUACAAAAAACAGUCUCCACCAGUUGCCUGGCAACCACACAGAGACAAAUGGUCCAGCACAUGGUCCAGCACAAAAAACACACAUUGUCGUUUUUACCCUUGUACAGAUUAAACAAACGAUAUAUAAUGUGUAAAUUAGUGAGAUUUAGAAGGCCUGGUACGAGUAUUUUUCAGCUUUGGAGCGAGCCAGGCUAGCUGUUUCCCGUUGCUUCGAGUCUUUAUGCUAAGCUAAGCUAAGCUAAGCUAACUGCCUUAUGGCUGUACCCAGUAGGUGAUUUGUGGCCCAAUGGGAGCGCAAAAUCACUCAAAUUGCUUACUGGGUGUACCUUUUAAAUUUAACAAACCGAUAUGAGGGUGGUAUCGAUCUUAUAAUGUAACUCUUGGCAUGAAAGCCAACAUUUAUAUAGUAUGUUAAGCAAUCAUAGGCUAUUAGCAUUAUUCACAGCAAGAAGAUAACCUUUUUAGUAAUCCAGAGUUGGUUUUGAGUGUGUAAUUUCAGUCUUAAAUCCUAACUCAAGGACCUCUUACUUUCAACUGCAUCUUAGUCUUUAAAGGAGGUAGCUUAAUUGUCAUUACGUGACCUAAGUAAAGAUCCUAAAGACAGAACUCCACCCAGAGUGGAAUAUGACAUCACAUGCAAAAGCUGUAGGGAACACUACAAUACUGGAAAGGGGACAAAGUCAUCGACCACAAGUCAGUGGACAGCCGUAGACAGAUCAAGGAGGCCAUUCACAUGCUAUGCCAGAGACUGUCUUUGAACAGAGACAGGGGUUACAAUGGCCUUCUCUACAUAUGUACGACCGCCUCUUAUCACAUGAAAUUCCACACUUCAUGUAAUGACAACUAAACCAUUACCAUAACAAUUUAGCAAACUCCAUCCACUAAAGAAAAACAUGAGAUGCAAUUGAAAGUACUGGAAAAAGCUAGUAAGUGGACCUUGAGUUAAGAUUUAUUCGUCAACAGUUAGUUUUGGUUGUUGCCUUGUUAAAAAUGGCGAUAUAUAGGUCGAUAUACUGUAUAUCUGAUUGUCCAGCACUUUGGUCAAGAGCAACUUCCAUGCCAUGCAAAUUGCCAUGAAAUAUGUUAGGAUACUCAUACUUCCAAAAGGGUAUCUCCUAUAAAUUGUGGUGACCUCCUGAACUUUUGUGUAGCACCAUCAUCCGGUCAAAAUUUCUACUUGCCAUGUUUUGUAAAAACUAAUGGCCACAUUUCCAUAAAUUUGCCUGUGAAUAAUCAGAGUCCACGGAAGAUGAAUUUAAAGAUUUUGCUGGCUGCUAAUAAUUCAACAUUGCAAAAAACUUAAACUCUGCAAUUUCAGUGUGGAACUUCAAUGAAACUGCAACUUUAUGCAGAAUCGUUUUGCCCAGUCCGUGCCACAAUUCUGGCACGUUUGUAUAUGUGUCACUAUAGUACAUAACCACCCAAAGUUAGAAUUACUGCACUCAUUUUCUCACCAUUUGGAUGUCUGGGAUUAUUUGGAGUGUGCACUGGUUGGUGCCAGUCCUCUUUAUCACAUACUGGGGUAAAGCGACCAGUGGACCAAAAAUUCAUUCUUUAAUGUAAAUAAAAAAAGAGUAGCAAACACUUACUGAGAGGUGUUAUUACGGUUUGAUUCUCUUCAAAGAGGCUGACUAACUGUGGCAAAUGUUAUACAUCCACCUCCAGGCAGUGACAACAACAGACCCCAAAUGCUAAAGUGUAAAACCAUUUCAAAUAUUGCAAAUCAUUUUUACAGGCACAACAAUUUCUUCAUAUAAUUGCAAAUACAGCACUUUAUUUUCUUUGAGUUGAGUGCCUUGUACUUUGAAGUGACACAUUAAAAAACCAUUUCCCCAAAUUGUUGUCAAGUUGGAACCCAGCAACGCAGCGCAAGUGCUUGAGUGUGCAAAUUAAGUUUAGAUAUUUUUAAUACGCCAUAAAUUAAUGUUUAGUCUGUCAACUCUGAAUCGCAGUCACUGGAUUAACUGAAUCAUUAAAAAGCAUGGAAAUAUUACAUAGAACACUUAAAACCUAAAUAUUGUAGAUGUAAUAGUUUUAAGAAAUGAAAAUAUUGUUUUGAUGAGGAGCGGAUGGUGCAAUGAGACAUCAUUUGAAUAGAAACCCAACUUAAAUGGAUUUGUGCUUUGCGUCAUAAAUCCAUAGCCUGAUGAACAGCCUCUUUUGAAAAAUGUAAUAAAGAUUAUAAUGAACACAUGUGGAGAGGCUUUGAUUUAACAAUUUAUUAUAUACAAGGAUGCUCUGAAAUGAAGCAAGAGAGUGCGUGCUGUCUUCUGCACUUAGAACAUCCGGUUUGUCUGCAGCUUGGUUCAUGUUUUUUUCCACAGCUGUUAUUAAUAAUAAAUAGUUCUGUUUUCAGGA